Messenger RNA from Ornithorhynchus anatinus (platypus), 1917 nucleotides. RefSeq names its product phospholipid phosphatase related 2 (gene PLPPR2). Gene Ontology annotation, molecular function: phosphatidate phosphatase activity. Bases 505 to 1878 code for a protein of 457 amino acids. Lineage: Eukaryota; Metazoa; Chordata; Mammalia; Monotremata; Ornithorhynchidae. The record is from RefSeq and is a predicted model, not a curated record. The transcript has 9 exons. Gene Ontology annotation, biological process: phospholipid metabolic process; signal transduction; phospholipid dephosphorylation.
UCUCUUCCCUUCCCUCCGCCCCAUCCUCUUCCUCUCCCCAUUUCCCAGAGGCUCCAGCCGGGGGAAGGACAGGUUUGGAGCAGUGCUGGAGCAGUGUUGGAGCAGAGAGCAGAGAGCCUGGUGAUGGGGGUGGGGGAGGGGAGAACAGCAGCUGAGAGAGGAGGAGAAUCGACUGGCACGCCAGCCUGCCUCUCUUCGGUGGGGCACCGAGCCUGGUCAAAGCCGGAGCCACAGCCACGCUGAGCCAUAGCCCCCCGCAGCCCAAGAUAGGACCAGGGACAAGAGAACAAAGGAACCUGAGAAGCCCACUCUGCCUCCUCUUCUCUCCCUCCUCUCCCUCUCUCUCUCCCUCUCCCUUCCUCCCUUCCGCCCCGCCUCUCUCCUUCUCUCUCCUUUUCCCUUCCUCUGUCUCUGCCUCUUUGCGCUUGCCCUCCUCUCCCUCUCGGUUUCCAGGCCAUGUUGCUGCCGUGAGUCAGGUACCCCGCGGGGUUUGGAGUGCUCACUAUGGCAGGCAGGAAGCCUGAGCUGAAGAGAAGCUUCUCCAUCAUCCCCUGUUUUGUGUUUGUGGAGUUGGUGAUCCUGGCGGCUGUGGUACUGCUGGCCUAUCAGCUGGAGUACACGGACACCUUCCCUGUGCAUGUGCAGGGCUUCUUCUGCUAUGACAGCACCUACGCCAAGCCCUACCCCGGCCCCGAGGAGGCCAGUCGGGCACCCCCCGUCCUCGUCUACUCGCUGGUCACUGCUGGGCCCACACUCACGAUCCUGCUGGGGGAAAUGGCCUUUGCCUUCUUCCCCUCGGGCCGGCGAGAGGAGAAAACCAUCAUCUCAGGAGACUGCUGCUACUUCAGCCCCGCACUGCGCCGACUUGUCCGAUUUCUGGGUGUUUACUCCUUCGGCCUCUUCACCACUACCAUCUUUGCCAACGCGGGGCAGGUGGUGACAGGCAACCCCACCCCCCACUUCCUGUCAGUCUGCCGCCCCAACUACACAGCCCUGGGCUGUCAGCCACCGACCACCCAUUACGUCACAGACUUAGGGGCCUGUGCCGGCAACCCCCUGCUGGUGACCGCCGCCCGAAAGGCCUUUCCCUCCAAGGACGCUGCCCUCUGCGCUUAUGCCGUCGUCUACACCGUGAUGUAUGUGACCCUCGUAUUCAAACUGAAGGGCUCCCGGCUGGCCAAGCCUUCGGUGUGCUUGGCACUUCUGUGCCCGGCAUUCCUGGUGGGUGUGGUGCGCGUGGCAGAGUACCGGAACCACUGGUCAGAUGUGCUGGCCGGCUUCCUGACUGGGGGGGCCAUCGCCACCUUCCUGGUCACCUGCGUAGUGAACAAGUUCCAGAGCCAGAGGCCAGCGGGCAGGAGGGGGGCACUGCCGGAGAGCCUGGGCACCAAGCCCACUAUGGCCCUGCCAUGCGUCGACAGCCCCCUUGAAAAGUUAAGUGUGGCACAGGACCCCAGCUCGCCAACGCCUCUGCUGCAGCCCGUGUGCCACACCCCUCCCAAAUCUCAGAGCUGUGUCCGCAGUGGUCACUUGAUCCCCAGCUGUGUGUCCUCCCGGGGCCCCCCGAUGUGCUCGUCCCCUCGCGCUCGCUCACGAGCGAAGUCUGAGCCGUCGCAGUCGCAGCCGCCGCCACCGUCGCAGUCGUCCUCCCAGCCCCAACCCCAGCCCCAGCCCCAGCCCCAGCCCCAGCCCCAGCCCCAGCCCCAGCUGCUCUCCCCAGGGCAUGGGGGGGCUGGGGGGGGCGGGCGUGGCCGCAAGAUGCUGCUGCCCACCCCUCUGCUGAGGGAUUUUUACACCCUCAGUGGACUCUACCCUUCCCCCUUCCACCGGGACAGCUUUAGUCCCUACCUGUUUGCCAGCCGUGACCACCUCCUGUGAGCAUGUAGGGACCUGGGCUGGGUGCGGGGUGGGGGUGGG